AUGCCAUCUAGCGGAGCGUACACUUUCCUUACUACUCCUUCGAAGACGAAGGAACCAUAUUUGGUUGGUAAGGAUGUAAUGAUGGACCCGGCCGCUUUAGAUGAUCAAACGUCCGUAAUGGCUGCUCUGCUUGCCGACCCUUUAGGGAGUCAUGAGGAAAUAUUUCUCGAAACCCCUCCACAGAAGGAGAACACGAGAAGGAAACUGGCCGACGCUAUGCACUACAAUGUUGGCGAGGAAUUUACGGAUCCAGCUCCUAAUCGUUGUUCUGGCAUCGACGCAGGUUUACCGAAAAUUGACGAAGUGAUUGGAUUGAGGAAAGGGCUUCGGAUGGUUGAUCAUUAUGGUUAUGAAGAUAUCGGUCCUAUUUACAACGAUAUGGCAAGCGACUCGUUGAGGUUGGCCGAAAUUGAUCUGACAUACGAGGAUGGUUCCAUCUACAUUGGUAGGUUGUUCAAAAACAAAGAGCAUUUCAAAAUAACGCUUGCUAUACACGCCCUGAAGAAGAUGUUUAGAAAGGCGAAUCUCAAACAUACUUGCGACGCGGACAGCCGACGGACGUUCUCUAAGCACGCAUCGUCGAAGGUGAUAGCAGCACUUCUGAGAACCAAGUACGAAACUACUGUCGGGCCACGUCCUAAGGAUUUACCGUACUCGAUUCUGAGAGAGCAUCACAUUAAUGCCUCUUACUGGAAAUGCUGGAAAGCGAAAGAAUUGGCAAUUGCAUCUGCGCAUGGAACAGAGGAAAGCUCCUACAAGUUGCUACCACUGUACCUAUACUUACUGAAGUGUGCAAAUCCAGGGAGCAUUACACAUCUACAUACCGAGGUUGAUGAAAAGGGUGCAACAAGGUUUAAGUAUGCGUUUAUGGCGCUGAAGGCAUGCGUGGAUGGAUGGAAGCACUUGAGGAAAAUUCUCGUCGUGGAUGGAACUCAUAUGUUUGGGAAGUACAGGGGAUGUCUCUUGACGGCCAGCGGUCAGGACGCCAAUUUUCAAGUAUUCCCUAUAGCGUUUGCCGUGGUUGAUAGCGAAAACGACCUGUCCUGCUCUUGGUUUUUCGAGAAGUUAGGUGAUAUCAUUGACGACAGUUCUGAACUGGCGAUAAUUUCUGAUAGAAGCCCAUCAAUCAAGAGCGCGAUACGGAAAUGGUUUCCAAAUUCCCACCACGGAACAUGCCUUACCCACCUGACAAGGAACGUCGACGACCACUACCAUCGUAGACAUCAGAGAGCGCUAGUCCAACAGGCUGGAGAGGCUUUUACGGUGGCCAAAUUCAAGAAGUAUUACAGUAUGCUGAAGGAGGUGGAUAUAGCAUGUUGGAGGUACAUGGAGAAAAUUGAAGUUUCACAGUGGACACGGGCUUAUUUUCCCGGAAACAGAUAUAAUUUGAUGUCUAGCAACAUUGCAGAAGCCCUCAACGCCGCAUUACUCCCUGCGAGGGAGAGCCCUAUCGUCGCCUUGUUUGAAUUCAUUCGUAGCAAUGCUGUGCAGAUGGUUUGA
Microthlaspi erraticum is the source of this 1500-nucleotide messenger RNA. The record is from the annotation of a GenBank genome assembly. NCBI's taxonomy places the organism in Eukaryota, Viridiplantae, Streptophyta, Magnoliopsida, Brassicales, Brassicaceae.